GCAGCUAAAACCAACCUCCGUACUUGGGGUAGAAAGCCGGAUAUGUUUGCAUGAUGCUUCAACAGCUCAGACUUCUUCUUGUUGCACCGACAUCAUUGUUGUACUGGACACCGCAGCAUAGCAUAUACCGUCCUUCCCACAACUUCAAGUUCCUACCGGAGUACCGGAGCGAAGCUUCAGGAGGAAUGGAGUUUUUGGACAAAAUCCUGAACGUGCAAAUGGCGAAGCGAGUACAGGUCAUGCAAGAGCCUACGGGGAUUCAGUUUGCACCUCCUGGCGAGCAAAGCGAUGUUGUCAACCUGGCUCACGGGUUUCCUGACUACCCACCACCGGACUUCCUUCUCGAUGCACUCCAGGACGCCAUCACCUGUAAUAGCUUGCAUCAGUACACUCGAGGAUACGGUCAUCCGCCACUAGUCAAUGUCCUGUCCCAGAUGUACUCUCGCUUAAUCGGUCGAAAGAUUGACCCAGAAAAUGAGGUGCUGGUGACAGUCGGUGCUAUAGAAGCACUGUACACAGCGUUCCUUGGUCUAGUGAACCCUGGGGAAGAGGUGAUCAUCAUCGAGCCCUUCUUCCCUUGUUAUGAGCACCAGAUAUUGUCGGCAGGAGGAGUGCCAGUCUUCGUCUCCCUCCGCCCUAAUAAGAAAGGCCUAAUUUCAAGUGCUGACUGGGUUCUGGAUCCGAGGGAGCUCGCUUCUAAGUUCAAUUUUCAGACCAAGAUGAUUCUCGUCAACAACCCACACAAUCCACUCGGGAAGGUUUUCACCCAGGAUGAGCUAGAAAUGAUUGCGGAGCUGUGCAGGAAGCACAAUGUUAUCUGCGUAAUGGAUGAAGUUUACGAAUGGAUUGUUUAUGAUGGAAUCGAGCAUAUUAGAAUGAACACGCUUCCUGGUAUGUGGGAAAGAACUAUAACUUUAGGAAGUGCCGGGAAAGCAUUCGGCACUACUGGUUGGAGGGUAGGUUGGGCUUAUGGCCCUGAGAACCUGCUUAAAGGACUAAAAAUGGUGCACCAGAACUGCAUCUACACAGUCAGCACUCUCAUGCAGGAAGCAGUGGCUGUAGGUCUUGAGAAACAAAUGGGCCGGACGGCAGAUCCCACAGGAUACUGGAAGAACCGCCAGUGCCAUUCGCUCCAGAAGAAGCGCGACUUCAUCUACGGAUUCCUCGGAUCCCUCGGCGUGACCGCCACCAUUCCCCAAGGAGCUUACUACAUUUUUUGUGACUUAUCAAAUCUAGCAUCAAAACUAAACGUACAAGGCAAUGAACACGAGCAGCACCAGCUCACAGAAUGGUUGUGCAGAAAAAAGAAGCUGAUGGCCACUCCUGGUAGUGUGUUCUAUAGUGAAGAUGCCAAACCCCUUGCUAAGGAUUUCAUACGAAUUUGUUACGCGAAGGAAAGCUCAACUCUUCUGAAAGCUGCUGAUAUACUGGAAGGAUUGAAGACAAUCUUGAGUGGAAAUUAGACCACACCAAGGAGUGUGAGGGCAAAAUGUUGCUUGUCAAUGACAGCAAAUCAUUGAUAAUUACUAAAGAAUAUGAUUGAUUUGUUACAUUUCUGAGUUUAUCUCGUAGAGGCUACACUUUGAAUUCUUAUUACUUUGCUUGUCACCGGUGUGUUAACUAUAAUUAAAGA
Messenger RNA from Dermacentor silvarum, 1633 nucleotides. RefSeq names its product kynurenine aminotransferase-like. Bases 51 to 1463 code for a protein of 470 amino acids. Gene Ontology annotation, molecular function: pyridoxal phosphate binding; L-kynurenine:2-oxoglutarate transaminase activity. Lineage: Eukaryota; Metazoa; Arthropoda; Arachnida; Ixodida; Ixodidae. The record is from RefSeq and is a predicted model, not a curated record. Gene Ontology annotation, cellular component: mitochondrion; cytoplasm. Gene Ontology annotation, biological process: biosynthetic process. The transcript has 14 exons.